AUGACUUCAUCUUCAGAUGAUGAGAUUGAAAAAAAACUCAAAACUGAACAAGAAGAGCGAGCGAAUGCAUUCAAAGAUUUUUGGCCCAAGAUCAAACGACUUAUCCCAUAUGUGUACCCCAAGAAUGAUUCAUGGUUGAAGUUCAUGAUCUUCUUGACUUUUUUCUUCUUGGCUCUGGGCCGUGUUGUCAACGUGUUGGUUCCUAUCCAAACCAACCGUAUUGUGAAGCGUCUUUCAACUGAUGAUCCGUUUGAUGUAUGGGGCAUUCUCCUUUACAUUCUGCUCCGAUACUUGCAAGGCGGUUCAGGUAUUAUCGCUGCAGCCCGAGGAUGGGCAUGGAUCCCCAUUGACCAGUAUAGUAACAGCACCCUCACCAUCCGAUUUUUUGAGCAUGUUCACACUCUAUCACUUCAAUUCCAUUUGAAUCGAAAAACUGGAGAGCUGCUGCGGAUUCUGGACCGAGGAACUAGUUCUAUCAUUUCACUAAUAAGCACCGUCAUGUUUCAGUUUGUACCCGUUGUGGCAGAUGUGGCCAUCGCUGUGAUAUACUUCUGUCUACAAUGGAGCUGGAAGUACGCAGUGAUUAUCUUUAUCACAAUCGUGGCCUAUAUUCUGGUCACAGUUGUAGUCACUGAAUGGCGAACUCAAUUCCGAAGGGCUAUGAUCUCAUUCGAUAAUGAUGCUCGUGCUAAAGCGGUAGAUUCGCUACUGAAUUUUGAAACAGUCAAGUACUAUACUGCAGAAGAAUACGAGAUCAACCGGUACAGAGCCGCCAUCGGCAAAUACAUGAUCGCAGACUACAAGAGUCAAUUUACCUAUCAGUUACUGAACCUUGCGCAGUCGUUUGUCAUCACCAUGGGCAUGUUGGCAGGAUGUAUGUUGUGCGCAUACGAAAUCUCGCUGCGCGAACGUGAUGUUGCUGAUUUCAUCACUUUUAUCAUUUAUUUGAAUCAGCUCUACGUACCUUUGAACUGGUUCGGUUCCUACUAUCGCAUGCUUCAACAAAAUUUCAUCGACAUGGAAAAGAUGAUCAAACUAUUGGACCAAAACCAGACCGUCAAGGAUAUUCCUGGAGCAGAUCGCUUGAUCGUGCAUGAUGGCGAAGUUGUCUUUGACAACGUGAGCUUCCAGUAUGAUUCUCGACAGAAAGGCCUACAGAAUAUCAGCUUCACAGUCCCCAAGGGCAAGACUGUUGCCUUGGUGGGCCCUACUGGAUCAGGAAAAUCGACAAUCUUGCGUCUACUCUUCCGAUUUUACGAUGUUGCCCAAGGUCGGAUUUUGAUUGACGGUCAGGAUAUUUCCAGAAAGACACAGGCGAGUCUUCGUGAACAAAUUGGUGUAGUUCCCCAGGAUUCAGUUCUCUUCAACGAUUCUAUUUAUUACAACAUCAACUAUGGACGAACCGACGCUACUAAAGAAGAAGUGGAGUUCGCGGCAAAGGCGGCUCAAAUCCACGACAAAAUCUUGGAUUUCCCUGAGCAAUAUGAUACGAAAGUGGGUGAGCGUGGAUUAAGAUUAUCAGGAGGCGAGAAGCAACGUGUGGCAAUUGCGAGAACUAUUUUGAAGAACCCACCGAUCGUGUUGCUGGACGAGGCUACCUCUGCAUUGGAUAGUGUGACCGAAAGUCAGAUCCAGACUGCAUUGGCCAGGAUGACAGAGAAUAGAACGACACUUGUGGUCGCCCAUCGUCUGAGCACUAUUGUCAACUCGGACCUGAUUAUUUGUCUUAAAGAUGGUGCUAUUGUCGAACAAGGAACACAUGACGAACUUGUUGAGCGCGUGUAUUACGAGAUGUGGAGACAACAGAUUAGGGAUGAAAUGGGCGAUGAUUCGACUGUAGAUGGCACUGUGUCGGAUGAUUCGGACUCGAAGAAAAAGGGCAAGGGUCGCAAGGAACCAAGAUCUCGCCAGCCAUCAGCGCCAACUGAACAACAGGGAGAGGCCUCGUCUGCGGUAUCGCCGUCUUUACCAGCUGUAAAGCCAUCCGUCCCUACUGCUACUCCUAGUGAUGUUCAAGAAGUGCUACAGGCUCAAACAUCUAAUGACCCAAACGAACUCACACAAGUGAUUGUGGAGCCCUCAAACGUUGCAAUCACAGCUACUGCUGUUGCUGCAAAUCCUCCACCGAGUGAUAAGAUGGGUACUAAAGAGGCCGUUGUGGUUAUUAGCGAUCCAGCAAAGGAACAAGAGAGCAAAAACGAGGUUGUUCAGAGCCAACCUAGCCAACCUAAUCAACCUAAUCAACCGAGCGUAGCCUCUGGGUCCGGAUCGCAGACAGCCUCUAAUAAGUCGUCCAAGUCGCGUAAGAAGAAGAACAAGAGGAAAUAA
Lobosporangium transversale is the source of this 2328-nucleotide messenger RNA. Its product is annotated as P-loop containing nucleoside triphosphate hydrolase protein. Gene Ontology annotation, biological process: heme transport; transmembrane transport. The record is from RefSeq and is a predicted model, not a curated record. The coding region runs from base 1 to 2328 and encodes 775 amino acids. Lineage: Eukaryota; Fungi; Mortierellomycota; Mortierellomycetes; Mortierellales; Mortierellaceae. The transcript is spliced from 4 exons. Gene Ontology annotation, cellular component: membrane. Gene Ontology annotation, molecular function: ATP hydrolysis activity; ATP binding; ABC-type heme transporter activity.